Molecule: messenger RNA, 654 nt
Organism: Aspergillus vadensis CBS 113365
Lineage: Eukaryota; Fungi; Ascomycota; Eurotiomycetes; Eurotiales; Aspergillaceae
Exons: 1
Coding region: 1-654 (217 amino acids)
Source: RefSeq, a predicted model, not a curated record
AUGAUGGACCCGCCACCCUUUACGCCGUCCGAGAAGUGCGAUCGUGGUGGUAUCGUGGGUAGUGGUGGCGAAGAGCCCGUCGGCAGGACUGCAGCAGUGGGCCUAGGCCUAGUUCAGGGCCACGGCUACGGCGUAGGCUAUCUCAAUGACCCAGCCUCCCAGGGCGUUGGUCCAUUCCCUUCAGCCUGUGAUGUCCUGCAGCCACUCUCCCAGCUGUCUCCCUUACCUUCUAGUGGUUAUCUAGCGGCUGUCCUGGCCCGCGAGCGGAGCCAUUGGACAAAGCAAGCAUCUGGAACCGACGGUCAUCUGGUGCCGUUGUCGCCCGGGUGUGCCGCCUCCGCCCCUGUCCACGACCGUCGUUCAGCUACACCCCCCACGGUGAGGUUGGAUGAUCGCCUCGGUGACUCGUCAUCUGAAGCGCCAACUCAUGGUUCCAUGGUGGUGUCAGAUCCUCUGCGCCAGCCCGGAAUUCCUGCCCCGGUUCAGUGGCAUGCCAACCCUAUUGCUACUAGCCACGAACAGGGGGUCCCUAGUAUCGCAAACCUUAUCGGAUCCCAUCCUUCCCAAAAAUGCGGCUACGCAGUUCAAUACAUGCACGAUGCAGACGAGGAGGGUACGCGCUCCUGGCGACGGUUGAUGAUUGAGUACAGCUAG